AUGGCAGCCAAUGUGACAGGAUCCGGGGCUCUACCCAUACUGGGUGCGGCACAUGUGCCUCCAGUGACUAUGUAUCAAGUUUUGCUCGUGGUGUUCCUAGGAUAUCUAGCCGUGAACAGAUAUCAGUACUGGGCGAGGACGCCAAAAGUAAUGCCUCUAGGUUUUGCGCCACUGCCCUUCAUUGGGCCCUGGAUUGGCGCCGUCAGGAUCUUACGGAACCCUAACAAAUUGGUACGCGAGGGAAUGGCGAAGUCUAAGAACGGCCUUUUGCGGAUAGCGACGAUACAAGGGGAAUAUGUCUUGGUGACAGACAGACACAAGGUUGCCGAAUACCUGAAAGCGCCCGAUAGUGUUCUAAACGCCCAGGACGGAUCCAACGAUCGUCUUGCACUGCAGCAACAGCAAAUCCCCUUUACGAUGGGUUAUGGAAUUGGCCACCGUACCUACCACACUGCUGUUGUUCGAGGCCCCAUAACUCAAAGCAUCAAUGCUUGGACUCCGCUCCUAGACGACGAGUGUGGCCUUGCCUUUGAUGACUUGAUCCGUUGUUCAGUCGACUAUGAACCAAUCUCACUUUACGACACCAUAGCUAUCACAGUAGGGCGCAUGGCUAACAGGAUCUAUGUUGGCACUGAAUUCUGUCGAAAUGAAGAAUAUCUCACGAACGCGGCUGAUUACGCUCAAGCUGUAGUUAUCACAGCAGAGCUGAUCAGACCUUUCCCUGACUGGCUUAAGCAUAUCUUGAUACGAUUCAUGCCAGUCAUGCGCCAUCGCAAGAAGGGAGAGAGCUUCCUCCGGACCUUCAUUCAAGAAAGAUUAGACGGAAAGCUAGACGAAUUCGGGCAAAAGCCCACUGACCUCGUCCAGAGACUCAUUGAUGCUGCGCCUCCCAUUGAGAAGACCGUCCCGCAGCUUGCAGAGCGGGUUAUGGCUCUCAAUGUAGCCUCGAUACACACAACCACUAUGACAUUUACCAGCGCCUUGUAUAGCCUAGCUGCGGAGCCCGAGAAGUAUGCGGAAGUUCUACGAAACGAAGUAUUGGAGCACCUCGAAGACGGACAGAUCACUGCGGGAACGCUCGCGAGUCUUCCAAAGAUGGACAGCUUUCUGAGAGAAUCUGGGAGGUUCAACAAUGCAGGGCUAAUGGCGAUGCAAAGGAAUGCAAGGAAAGAGUUCAAGUUCAGUGACGGCACUGUAAUUCCACCAGGCGCAAAGGUCGGCGCCGUCACACUGGCUCUUCAGCGGGAUCCCGAGGUUUUCGAGAACCCGGAUGUGUUCGACGGCUUUCGUUUCUACCAAGCAGAGCCGUCAGAAACCAAGCCGAGCACCAUGGUCAAUACUGGCACCAACUUCCACCUCUUUGGCCACGGACGGCAUCCAUGCCCUGGACGAUUUCUCGCGGUCCACGAGAUGAAGAUCAUGUUUGCGAAGCUUCUAUUGAGAUACGACUGGAAACUUGCACCGGGUACGAAACCGGAGCCCUUCUUCAUCGCCACUAUGCCUGGGACGCUCCCGAGAGUAUCGAACCCGAAGUCACUGGAUUUGAGAUUGGCCGAGUCCGCUCGUAUCGUCAGUCGGACCUGGAAUUGCGGGAAUGAAUCGGGGCUCAAUGCUGCGUGCGGCAUCAAGAAGAUCUCAUCCGAAGAGCCGCACAGGCUCCUGGAGAGCCCAAGAUCGAACCUGUCUCCGGGUCCUCCCCAGGGGUUGGAUGUAUCGAGCUUAGAAUUGCUGCACAACUUUACGACGAGCACGUUCGCCACUCUUUCCGAAAGCCUCAUCCUGCGAGACUUCUACCGGAUCACCGCCGUACAGCUUGGUCUACAAUGCGAGUACGUCAUGAGGACGCUGUUGGCGGUGUCGGCGUUGCAUCUCGCCUAUCACCGCCCCGGCAUGCGAGACCACUACCAGUCGCUUGGGAUGGCACAUCACCAGGUCGCGACAAGAGAUGCCAUGGCGGUAAUGGCCGACCCAAGUCCUGCUACAGCAGAGACACUCUUCCUCUUCUCCUCUGUCACCAUCCACUUCGCCCUCGCGUGUCCACGAAAAAAUGAUGGCCCUCUGUUUAUCGAAGAGAGCGGGUUCCCCGAGUGGAUGUUCCUACUCCAGGGCACACGCGCCUUUAUGCGUAUCACAGGCACUCAAAGCAGUGGCCUAAUAACUCCCCUUCUUAGCCACGGUACCGAUCGUUGGCUGGCCCGACAAUCCAACCCCGAGCCGACGUCACGCGUUCAUCAGUACCUGGACAGUAUGCGUUCUUUGAUUUCGCUACGCCAGUCCGACGUGGAGUUGCGCAACAUCUACAUUCGGGCCAUUGAUGAGCUGCAAAAGUCGUUUUCCGUAUUCGAAGGCGCAGGAAGCGAGCACUGCGACUUGACCGAUGCGUUCGUGUGGAUCUUCGAAGUUGCCGAAGACUUGCUCCCGUUACUAAGAGUGCCAACUCAGGAGGCCGUCGCUGUGUUUGCCUUCUUUGCCGUGCUGUUGAAACGACUAGAGAAGCACUGGUACCUGCGAGGUUGGGCUGACCACCUGAUCGCCAAAUCAUACGACCUGCUGGACGAGGAACACCGACUUUGGAUACAAUGGCCACUGGAGGAAACAGGUUGGAUUCCUUCAGGCCGGCCGUGA
Molecule: messenger RNA, 2625 nt
Organism: Neoarthrinium moseri
Lineage: Eukaryota; Fungi; Ascomycota; Sordariomycetes; Amphisphaeriales; Apiosporaceae
Exons: 12
Coding region: 1-2625 (874 amino acids)
Molecular function (GO): oxidoreductase activity, acting on paired donors, with incorporation or reduction of molecular oxygen; iron ion binding; monooxygenase activity
Source: RefSeq, a predicted model, not a curated record